Symphalangus syndactylus (siamang) is the source of this 4065-nucleotide messenger RNA. RefSeq names its product mucin 22 (gene MUC22). The record is from RefSeq and is a predicted model, not a curated record. NCBI's taxonomy places the organism in Eukaryota, Metazoa, Chordata, Mammalia, Primates, Hylobatidae.
AUGAGAAGAGGAAACAUCUCUCCUGCCUUCUGGUUCCUGUGGCUGCUUCUCUUUGGACUUCUGGGACCCAGCUCUGAGAAUACCACAGCCUUCACAAAAGGCUCUGACACCACCACAGCCUCCAUCACAGGCUCUGAGACCACCAUGGCCUCCACCAUGGCCUCUACUAUGGCCUUAACUACAGGCUCUAAGAUCACCACAGACUCUACCACAGGCUCUGAGACAACCUCGGCCUCCACCAUGGCUUCUACUGCAGCCUUCACCACAGGCUCUGAGACCAACACAGCCUCCACCACAGACUCAGGGACUACUAUAGCCUCCACUAGGACCUUCACCACACGCUCUGACACAACCACAGCCUCCACUGCAGGCUCUGAAACUAUCGUGGCCUCCACCGCAGUCUCUGAGACCACAACAACCUCUACUACAGCCUCCACUACAGUCCCUGAGACUACCAUGGCCUCAAGCACAACCUCCAAUGCAGGCUCGGAGACAACGAUGGCCUCCUCCAUAAUUUCUGAGGCCACCAUGGCAUCCACCACAGGCUCUGAGACCACCACAGUCUCCACCACAGGCUCUGAGACCACCACCACCACCACUGCAGGCUCUGAGACCACUAAAGUCUCUACCACAGGCUCUGAAACCACCACAGCAUCUACUGCAGGUUCUGAGACCACCACAACCUCCACCUCCACAGCAGGCUCUGAGGCCACCACAACCUCAACUGCAGACUCCAAGGUGAUCACGGCAUCCAGCAUGAGCUCUGAGACCACUAUGGCCCCCACUGCAGGCUCUAACACCACCACAGCCUCUACCACAGGCUCUGAGACCAUUACAGUCCUGGUUAAAGCCUCUGAGACCACCACAGCCUCUAUAGAAGAUUCUGAGACCACCACCCCCUCCUCCACAGGCUCUCAGACCACCAUAGUCUGUAUUUCAGGUUCUGAGAUCACCACCACCUCCAUGGCAGGAUCUGAGACCACCACAGUCUCUAGUGCAGGCUCUGAGACCACCACAGCUUCUACGGCAGGCUCUGACACCACCACCAUCUCCAGUGCAGGCUCUGAGACCACUACAGUCUCUACCACAGGCACUGAGACCACCAUGGUCUCCACCAUGGGCUCAGAGACCACCACAAACUCUACUGCAGGCUCUGAGAUCACCACAAUCUCUCCUGCAGGCUCUGAGACCACCACAGUCUCCACCAUGGGCUCUGAGACCACCAUAAACUCUACUGCAGGCUUUGAGACCACCACAGUCUCAACUUCAGGCUCUGGAACCACCAUGGCUUCUACCACAGGCUCUGAGACCACCACAGCCUCUACUGCAGAUUCUGAGACCACUGCAGCCUCUAUUACAGGCUCUCAGACCACCAUGGCAUCCACCAUGAGCUCUGAGACCACUGAAGCCUCUACCACAGGCUCUGAGACCACCAAGGUCUCCACUGCAAGCUCUGAGAUGACCACAGUCUUCACUGCAGGCUCUGAGACCACCACAGUCUCCACCAUGGGCUCUGAGACCACCAUCACCUUUACUGAAGGCUCUGAGGCCACAACAGUCUAUACCACAGGCUCUGAGACCACCACAGCCUCUACUUCAGACUCUGAGACUACAACAGCCUCUACUGCACAUUCUGAGACCACUGCAGCCUCCACUAUGGGUUCUGAGACCACCACAGUCUCAACUGCAGGCUCUGAGACCACAGUCUCCAUUGCAGGCUCUGAGACCACUGCAGCCUCUACUGCAGGCUCUGAGACCACCGCAGCCUCUACUGAAGAUUCUGAAACCAACACAGUAUCUACUGAAGAUUCUGAGAGUACCUCAGCCUCUACUACAGGGUUUGAGAUAACCACAGCCUCUAUUACAGGCUCUGAGGCCACUAUGGCAUCCACCAUGGGCUCUGAGAUCACUAUGGCCUCUACCAUAGGCCCUGAGACCACCAAGGUCUCCACUGCAAGCUCUGAGAUGACCACAGUCUUUGCUGCAGGCUCUGAGACCACCACAGCCUCUAAUACAGGCCCUGAGACCACCACAGCCUCCACCAUGGGUUCUGAGACUACCACAGAUUCUACCACAGGCUCUGAGACCACCACAGCCUCUACUACAAGCUCUGAGACUACUAUGGCCUCUACCAUAGGCUCUGAGACCACCAAGGUCUCCACCGCAAGCUCUAAAAUGACCACAGUCUUCACUGAAAACUCUGAGACCACCAUAGCCUCUACCACAGGCUCUGAGACCACCACAAUCUCCACUGCAGGCUCUAAGACCAUCCCAGCCUCUACAGCGGGCUCUGAGACCACUACCAACUUUACUGAAGGCUCUGAGGCCACAACAGUCUAUACCACAGGCUCUGAGACCACCACAGCCUCUACUACAGACUCUGAGACUACCACCACCUCUACUGAAGGCCCUGAGACUACCACAGCCUCUACUGAAGGCUUUGAGACCGCUACAGUUUCUACCACAGGCUCUGAGACCACCACAGUCUCUGCUAAAGGCUCUGAGACCACUAUAGUCACUACUAUGGGCUCUGAGACCACCACAGCCUCUACUGCAGGCUCCGAGACCACCACAGUCUCUACUGCAGGCUCUGAGACCACUACAGUCUCCACCACAGGCUCUGAGACUACCAUCACCUCUACUGAAGGUUCUGAGACCACUACAGUCACUAUUGCAGGCUCUGAGACCACAACAGUCUAUACCACAGGCUCUGAGACUAUCACCACCUCUACUGAAGGCUCUGAGACCACCACGAUCUCUACCACGGGCUCUGAGACCACCACAGCUUCUACCACAGAUUUGGAGACCACCACAGUCUCCACCACAGGCUCUGGGAUCACCACCGCCUCUACCGCAGGCUCUGAGACCACAACAGCCUAUACCACAGGCUCUAAGACUACCACCACCUCUACUGAAGGCUCUGAGGCCACUACAGCUUCUACCACAGGCUCUGAGACCACCACGGCCUCUACCACAGGCUCUGAGAUGACUACAGUCUCUACCACAGUCUCUGAGACCACCACGGCCUCUACCAUAGGCUCUGAUACCACCACAUCCUCUACUGCAGGCUCUGAGGCCAUCACCACCUCUACUGAAGGCUCUGAGACCACCACAGCCUCCACUGCAGGCUCUGAGACCACCACAGCCUGUACCACAGGUUCUGAGACCUCCACACCCUCCAGUGCAGGCUCUGAGACCAACACUGUCUUCAUCAUAAGCUCUGAGACAACCAUAGCUUCCACUGCAAGCUUUGAGCCCACUGCAACUUCCCUCACAGGUUCUGAGACCACCACAAUCUCUAUCACAGCUUCUGGAGCCACUGCAGCCUCCACCACUAUCUCUGCCACCACUUUUGUGCCCACUAAGGCCACUGACAUUUCUAUUGAGCCCAUCACCAAUACAGCUGUGUCAGGCACCAGAACCACUGGAACCAGACCCACUGCCUCCAGCUCUGUCACCAUGGCCCCUGGAAUGGACUCCACGGCCUCUGCUGCCAGCCAUACUGUGCCAGGAAUAGUCCCAAACACUUCUGGCCUGGGUAUAUCCACUAUGGGAGCAUCAUCUACCACCUCAGCCCUCGGCGUCAGGACCGCCACGCGAUCCACCCGUGAGCCAACCAGCAGCACCUCCCAGGAAACAGGCCCGGUGUCCACGGGCACAAACACAGUUAGCAUGAGCCACACACCCACAAACGUGAUCAAACCAAAUGGAUAUUUACAGCCCUGGGCUAUCAUCCUCAUUUCCCUGGCUGCAGUUGUGGCUGGUGUUGGAUUGUCAGCAGGACUGAGUUUUUGUCUGAGAUACCUUUUCUUCCCCCUGAGAAAUUGUGGUAUUUAUUACCCCCAUGGCCACAGGCAUGGCCUUGGUCUGGACCUGGACUUGGGCCUGGGCUCUGGGACAUUCCACAGCCUGGGAAAUGCACUGGUUCAUGGAGGAGAACUUGAAAUGGGACAUGGAGGAACACAUGGCUUUGGAUAUGGAGUGGGCCAUGGACUGAGCCACAUCCAUGGAGAUGGCUACGGAGUGAAUCAUAGUGGGCAUUGCAGACAUGGAGGAGGCCACUGA